AUGAAACCCCUUCCCUUCCCAUUUCCCCUGAACAUCGGCACAGACAUCGUCCACAUCCCACGAAUAACCCGCCUCCUCACCCGACCCAACUAUCUCCCACGAUUCACGCGCCGCAUUCUCUGCGACCAAGAACAGCACGACUUUCACACGCGCUUCAGCGAAGUCCUCAAAGCACGCGCCGCAUACCAUCAACAGCCUACACCUGUGCCGGCGGACAUAACACGCUGGCUGGCGGGACGCUUCGCGGCAAAAGAGGCGGCGCGAAAAGCGGCGCCGUCCGGUGCGGCUUCGAUUGGCUGGAAGGAUGUCAUGGUCCGGGUUCAGGAGGAUGGAGGGAGGUUUGGCGAGGAUGUAAGUCGGAGACCUGAGAUUGUUUAUCUUGGGAAUGCGCUGGAUGGGGAUACGGGUGAGGGGAGGGUUGCGAAGUUAUCGAUCUCGCAUGAUGGGGAGUACGUCGUUGCUACUGUUUUGGCUGCUGGAUGA
Molecule: messenger RNA, 483 nt
Organism: Penicillium roqueforti
Lineage: Eukaryota; Fungi; Ascomycota; Eurotiomycetes; Eurotiales; Aspergillaceae
Product: holo-ACP synthase
Exons: 1
Coding region: 1-483 (160 amino acids)
Biological process (GO): fatty acid biosynthetic process
Molecular function (GO): holo-[acyl-carrier-protein] synthase activity; magnesium ion binding
Source: RefSeq, a predicted model, not a curated record